AUUGGUUAUAUAUAUGCUUAAUGUGUUUUAAUGUUGAGAACAUUCCAAGAUGGUGGGAUUAGAUAUUCCCACCAGAUUUUACAAAAUUUACAAGAUUACACAUUUCUUUCCUUCUUCCUGCUCCUUUUUCACUUUUUCAAGUGUUAUAAGACUUUGUAUUUUGAUGAAAUGAUGAAAUUAGUUUAAUCAAGUGAAUAAACUCAUUAAAGAUAAUGGGUUAAGUAUCACAAACUGAGGAACUCGAACAAUAAAAAGAAAAAACAAUUUAAUACCCAAUACCUGUGACGUAAACAUCAACCAGGCUUUCAAUCAGAAAAUAUGGCUGCAGUAGCAGAGAGAACAUCACUGGGACAAUUUUGAGCCAAAUAUUAAUGAAACAAGUUUACAUGAAAAUGUUAUAAUUUGCAUAGAAACAUAACAGUAUCACUCUUAGAGUCCAAUUUAUCUAGAAAAAAGGGACCCAGACAGGUCAGAGAUGGUUUCCUUUCCCUCUUGGGGCCCAUUUACAGCAAACAGUUGACCUACAUCAAACCACUGGGGCUCCAGACACACGGAUGAGAUUCAGUGUCUCUGCAAAAUUAUUUUGUCAUUUAGGUUGUGCAUUCAGGCAGACCUGGCGUUUAGGUCUUUGAAAAAAAGGGCUCCAGAGUAGAAAAUAUCCAUGCAAGUUUUUUGAAACAAUGUCGUAACAAUGAAAACUGCAUGCACUUCACCUCACAGAUAAGGUCUGCAACUUUCUGUGUAAUUAGAUGUUUUUUGUGAGGUUUAGUAGAAACGUUAUGGCCCCACCGAUUGACCCGGCAUGCUGCUCAGGAUCCUGUCAUGGACACACAUCUUAAUCAUUUACAAAAAUGUGCUAUGUUUAUCUCAGUGUGGAUUGCCCCUUUUGUAAUGAACACAGAACCAUUAUGAAUCCAACAGACUGGUGUCCAUUUCCAUAUGUUGUCUGGUUACCUGUUAAAAUCCCAUUAUUCAGGUUUCAUAAAUGCUGCUUUCAAUCAGUGUUCAAAAAUCCAAGAUCCAUUAAAAUGAUCAAUCCCAACAAGAUCCAUUUUACUGCUUAAUGAUUUUAAAAGGUGGUUAUGCUGCUGCGCACAAAUAUCAAACAGCAGCAGGUUUUCUGUUAAAAAAGCUGUUUGUGCAGUUUGUUCUGUGAACCUUCAUCUUCAGAAAGGAAACAUGAAUCUGACGCCCUUCAGUAGCCCCUGCAGCGCCUGCAGGAUCUUUGCUUCUCACAAAGGAAGUGAGAAGCGUGUUUUUCAGUCAGUCGACGGUCAGACAGGAUGCUGGUAACACCGUUCUGCCUGAUGCUGACCUGCCUUCAGGUCAUUCCUGACCGGUCCCAGUUCUUCCGCUACGACUCCAUCUCCCUGAGCUGCGAGGAUCCGAUCAACUCCACCGGCUGGAAGGUGAAGAGGAGAACCUCAGACAGCGGGGUCAGGCCAUGCUACUCCGGCUGGGGCUUCCCCUCCGCGGCCUCCACCUGCACCAUCGGUAACACCUACCCCACGGACACCGGGGUGUACUGGUGCGAGUCGGACACAGGGGAGCGAAGCAAUGAGGUCAACAUCACCAUAACCGAUCGCGCAGUGAUUCUGGAGAGUCCUGCCAUGCCGGUGUCAGAAGGAGCUGCUGUGGUUCUGUAUUGUAAAGCUGAGACUAACGCCUCCAAACACAAAUACAACUUCUUCAAAGAUGGCCACCUCAUCAGGAGCAACUGCUCAGGAGAGAUGACCCUUCUCAGCGCUUCCAAAUCCGAUGAGGGGCUCUACACCUGCAGCGCCGCAGGGCUUGGAGAAUCAGAAGGCAGCUGGCUGACGGUGUUCAGUGACCGAAACAAUCAACACGUCCAGCUCACUUCUCUGUCACCAACAUCUUCGGCUUUGCCCACAGCCUCAGUUUCAUUUCCUGGUUCCAGACUGUUGUGUCACCUGGUAGUGGGGAUACCUUACCUGCUGUCCACCAUCCUACUGGGACUCAUAUACAGAGACAGGAAGAGAGCUACUCAGAUAGAUGCAGACCAGAGGGAAAAUCUUGAUGUUAUCAUGGAAAGGAUUGUGUGAGUAAUCUCCAGAAGCUGCUGACCUCAGAGAAGAUGAUGUGUGUUCAACCAUAUCAGUUCAGAGACAUGUUUCCAGCAUCCAGAAAAAAAAAUCCAGAUUUCUUUGGUGCUCAAGUGGAUGUAUUUAUUUUAUGAUCAAA
Molecule: messenger RNA, 2202 nt
Organism: Poecilia latipinna (sailfin molly)
Lineage: Eukaryota; Metazoa; Chordata; Actinopteri; Cyprinodontiformes; Poeciliidae
Product: low affinity immunoglobulin gamma Fc region receptor II-like
Exons: 5
Coding region: 1284-2063 (259 amino acids)
Biological process (GO): immune response; cell surface receptor signaling pathway
Cellular component (GO): external side of plasma membrane
Molecular function (GO): transmembrane signaling receptor activity
Source: RefSeq, a predicted model, not a curated record